Capsicum annuum is the source of this 1395-nucleotide messenger RNA. Its product is annotated as non-structural maintenance of chromosomes element 4 homolog A-like. Gene Ontology annotation, cellular component: nucleus; Smc5-Smc6 complex. The record is from RefSeq and is a predicted model, not a curated record. Gene Ontology annotation, biological process: DNA repair. Bases 9 to 1142 code for a protein of 377 amino acids. NCBI's taxonomy places the organism in Eukaryota, Viridiplantae, Streptophyta, Magnoliopsida, Solanales, Solanaceae. The transcript is spliced from 7 exons.
AAAAAAAAAUGGCAAAUCGUAUGCCAAAAGUUGAGUUGUCGAAUGGUUUUACUGAGCAACCGAAAUCUCAAGCAAGAGGGGUUCGUUGCAAAUAUUAUGCAAUACAAAACAGUAUUUCUGAUGGAAAAGAUGAUAUUGGUAGUGUUGAUUCGAAGAAGUUCAAGGAAAUUAUGAAAGAAAUUGAAACUUCUCAUAAUGAAGUCAAAAAGCCAAGAGAGCAAGUUGCCGAUGCAGAGGCAUUGUUUGAUCUCGCCAGAACUUUGGUGACUUCUGUUAGAUCACAUAAUACUGAUGGUAUUACACCUUAUAUGUUCAUCUCCUCUUUGCUCCGAGUCUAUGGGUCGCGAAGUGCAAAAAGACACUCUCAGAAUGCAAAUACAUUACGUUGGAAGAAAAUUGGUCAUGCUGUUUCACCAAUUUUCGGUAAUGCAAGAGGUUGCCACACCAUGAUUGGACCAAUGGACCGCAAAGUUAAGCAGCGUAAGUAUACACGUAGACCACGUUCACAGCUGUACUUGCGCGCUCGACCAAAGGAGCUUGACUUUAACACGGAGGAGAUAACAGAUACGGACAAGAACAUAGCAACCAUGUUUCAGAUCCUAAAGAAGGAGAAGAGAGUUAAGCUUGAGAAUCUUGUACUUAACAGGAAAUGCUUCGCGCAAACCAUAGAGAAUUUAUUUGCACUAUCUUUUCUAGUGAAAGAUGGACGAGUUGUCAUACACGUGGAUGAAAAUAGAUCUCACUUUCUUUCUCCAAGGAAUGGUCCUGCUGCCCGUUUAGUUAUGUCUGGUGAAGUUAAAUACAGCCACUUUGUCUUCAGAUUGGAUUUUGUUGAUUGGGAGCUGAUGAAGAAAGCAGUUCCAGAAGGAGAAGAGCUGAUGCCAAACAGGGUCAUAAUGGCUAGUCCAGUCUUUACAGAAGCUAAUAAACCAAACAAGGACACGUCGACAAAUCCAGUCUUUACUGAGGCUUAUAAACUGGUUCCAGUUGAAGAUUCUCGACUAAGAUUACGUAUCACUCGGGUCAAGAAAAUGUCAAGGAACCAUGGCAAGGUUUUACGCGAAGCUUCAGACAUCGAUAACUCUCCUGAAAUAGGUGAUGCCAACAUUGGCAAUGGGAGCCUGAAGAGGAAGCUGCUAUGAAAAUAUAACUGUCCAUUGGUUGUGCAGUAUGUCUAUAUAUUCUAAAUAGGCCAUUUUGGUGUACAUAGGAUCAAUUUUUGUUGGCAUUAUUCUCUGGUCAGAUAAAGUUUUGAGUAGUUAUUUCUUUUUUAGAAUUAGUGUAGUUUGAAUGUAAAGCUAUGGUAACUAUUGAAAGCAAUAGUUACCAUAUCAUUUGUUGUUUUGUUGCUUCCUAAUCCUCAUAGUUUCAAUUUGGUUGUCUGAUUUUAACUUA